Messenger RNA from Mizuhopecten yessoensis (Yesso scallop), 1418 nucleotides. RefSeq names its product zinc metalloproteinase nas-15-like. Gene Ontology annotation, molecular function: zinc ion binding; metalloendopeptidase activity. The coding region runs from base 135 to 1277 and encodes 380 amino acids. NCBI's taxonomy places the organism in Eukaryota, Metazoa, Mollusca, Bivalvia, Pectinida, Pectinidae. Gene Ontology annotation, biological process: proteolysis. The record is from RefSeq and is a predicted model, not a curated record. The transcript is spliced from 8 exons.
UGACUUCAACAAAUAAUGUAGUAUGAACAUCACCAAACGUGUAGUCCUUCCUUGAAGAUGACAUUCAAUAAGUGAUUUAUAUUUAGUAUCAACCUGAAGGAGAAAGUAAUUAUACAGGUGUUAAACAUAAUAAGAUGACAAAUGUUUGCGUAUUACUCUGCAUAUUAUUGUGUGCGGAUAUGUUCCUGAUUCGUACAGACUGUUAUACUGUCACGACUAUACAACACAGAGACUUGUUGCAGACUACUUCAACGCUUAUAGAACUGUUCCAAGAGAUCCUAGAUAGAAGGCGAGCAGGGAGACAGUCUCACCAGUCGAUAGACGAAGUGAUAGAAGAUGCCUCAGGGCCGGGGACGUUUGCUUCUGCCACUUUCCUUCCGGACCAGGGCGCGAUUGCUUAUGAGGGAGAUAUGCUGAUGAGAGUACCUCAGUUUACCGAAAUGCAGCAGGACGCGGCGGCUGAAGCGAUAGUACAUUCCAUGAGUUUAGUUCGGGUGGCACAAGCGCUGGAUGAAGCGAUACAGAAACAUUUUCACUUCCACUGGCCGGAAGUGCACUUGCAUCACCACAAUGGUCACAUCCGCCGGGAACGAGCUGCCAGACGUACCGAGACACGCUACUGGCCAGACGGUGUGAUCCCCUUAAGGAUAUCAGGGAGAGGCUUCAGAAGCCGGGAAAAACGACGGAUGGCGAUAGGGUUAAAUCAGAUCUCGGAAAAAACUUGCAUCUGUUUCAGAAGGAUAAGUAGAUCGGCUGCAAGACGCAAGGUCCCACAUGUACGCGUAUUAGAAGGAAGAGGGUGUAGAUCGUAUGUCGGGAUGUCUGUCCGGGAACAACAUUCAACACUAUCUCAGGACAUGAUCCUCGGAAAGCGGUGCCGGACGUCCACCGUGUUCUCACAUGAAAUACUACACGUUAUCGGACUGUUCCAUGAACAUUCUCGGCCGGAUCGCGACAAGUAUGUAGAAAUUCUCCCGCAAAAUGCAGCGAACACCAGUCUCAUCAACUUUAGACGUAUAAGCUCCAGAGCUAUCAAUACCAGAGGUGUGGGCUACGAUUAUCUCAGCAUCAUGCAUUAUGGCAGUAGGGCAUUCAGUAAAAAUGGUGAUUUUACCAUAGUUCCACGUCCUGACACCCACAGAAAGCAGUACCUAAACCGAAUCGGCCGUGCCCGCAGAAUCAGCGAGAAAGAUGCUGCAGUCAUCAAUCUAAUGUAUAACUGUACCAUGCCACGCCCAUCCAAACCAACGUGUUCUAAAUAUCCUUAUAGACUUUGAUUUAUUAUAAGCCAAUUCGGUAUCGAUUUGUGAGGAAAGUACUUUCAUAUUGAUAUUGAAAUUGACGUGAUGACGUGAUCAGUUGUCUGUGAGUUAUGUGUGUAAUGGUUUUGUUUGUGUUAUUCAGAAAUUAAAAAUUCA